Paramormyrops kingsleyae is the source of this 796-nucleotide messenger RNA. It is a transcript of the gene pla2g10, whose product is annotated as phospholipase A2 group X. NCBI's taxonomy places the organism in Eukaryota, Metazoa, Chordata, Actinopteri, Osteoglossiformes, Mormyridae. Gene Ontology annotation, biological process: phospholipid metabolic process; lipid catabolic process; arachidonate secretion. Gene Ontology annotation, molecular function: calcium ion binding; phospholipid binding. The record is from RefSeq and is a predicted model, not a curated record.
AUAAAAAAGACAGUGCCCUCUACUGAGUCUACCUACCGCUGUCUGCUGGAUCCUUCAGGUCGCUGAACUGAUGCUUGUAGACGGAAAAUAUCCACCAUGCUGCACCUCACUGAAGGCAUUUAUCACCUGGAGGGUAUCUAAUAAUGAGUAGGAAGUAGGAUCGGAUCAUUCAUGAGUGAAUUCCACAGAGGAGAAUAAGCAUGCUCGCUCUGCACUUCAUGCUCCUGUUAUUGUCUGUGCACAUGGCCUUCCUGUCUCCGGGCAGGUACCAGCGGAGUAAGAGAGGCUUGCUGGAGCUGGCUGGGGUCAUCAAGUGCAGCACGGGGAAGUCUGCCCUGGCCUAUAUGAUGUACGGUUGCUAUUGUGGCCUGGGGGGCCAAGGCUGGCCCCGGGACCGGGCGGACUGGUGUUGUCACAAACAUGAUUGCUGUUACGAACAAGCUGAAUUCGCUGGCUGUCAGACCAAGACUGACACUUAUAAAUGGACGUGUGACGACAAUGUUGCAGACUGUGAUUAUCUGAAUGACAGAUGUGAGAAAAUCCUUUGCCGCUGUGACAGAGAAGCUGCCAACUGUUUGAAGAAAGCACCAUAUAUACGCAAAUAUGCCUUGUGGCCUGAUUUUUUAUGCGGGUGUGACCACCCAACGUGUAAUUAUUACUAACACAAUAACAAUCCGUCUUGGAACGUCAGCUUCAUGGUAGCCUGGAUAUCAUGUUUGCAGAUGAAACUCGUGGAAGAUGAAAGCAAAUUUGUACUUCAAAUUAAACAACAGAAAUUCUGAAAUAUUCACCCAAA